Messenger RNA from Poecilia latipinna (sailfin molly), 2238 nucleotides. RefSeq names its product 2-oxoglutarate and iron dependent oxygenase domain containing 3 (gene ogfod3). The annotation marks the transcript as partial. Lineage: Eukaryota; Metazoa; Chordata; Actinopteri; Cyprinodontiformes; Poeciliidae. The record is from RefSeq and is a predicted model, not a curated record. Gene Ontology annotation, cellular component: membrane. The transcript is spliced from 5 exons. Gene Ontology annotation, molecular function: L-ascorbic acid binding; oxidoreductase activity, acting on paired donors, with incorporation or reduction of molecular oxygen; iron ion binding.
UAUGUGUUUUCCCUGCAGGCCUCCAUACUGGACCUUCACUCUGGAGCUCUGUCCAUGGGGAAACAGUUUGUCAACAUAUACAGGUAUUUUGGGGAACAGAUAGCAGAUGUCUUCACAGAAGAGGAUUUCAAGCUUUACAGAGAUGUGCGGGGCCGGAUCCAGGCCGUCAUUGCCGAGACGUUCGGCUUGGACCGAACCCUGAUGUACCUCACCAAGCCCACCUUCUUCUCCAGAAUCAACAGCACCGGAGCCAAGACGCAGCAUGACGAGUACUGGCACCCACACAUCGAUAAGGAGACGUAUGGCUCGUUCGACUACACAUCUCUCCUGUACCUGUCUGACUACGGCUCAGACUUCACCGGCGGACGAUUUGUCUUCAUGGACCAAAAUGGCAAUCGAACCGUGGAACCACGGGCAGGACGGGUGUCUUUCUUCUCCUCUGGAUCGGAGAACCUCCACCGCGUGGAGAAGGUAACAUGGGGGACGCGCUACGCCAUCACCGUCUCCUUCACUUGUGACCCCAGUCACGCCAUCUCCGACCCCUCCCUGCCCUGAGGCGUCCGCCGACCGCGUUGCUUCCCCGUGCGCUCGGACGAGCCCUGCAACAAAGACGGAGACGAAGAAAGUGAACAAGAGAAUAAAACAUUUUUAUUUUAGGUGUACAGGCUGUGAUCGAGAAACAUCGCCGGCCGCUGCGUCGAACACGAGCGGCAAAGAGUUGACGAGCUUAUGAUUCCUGUUGGAGGAGAGACACAAGACAGAGGAAGAUGAACUUCAGAUGGGAAAUUUACCGCAGCAGAAAUUCUUACUUGGAAACAUCAAUUUUCUACCGAACUGAAAAGACUCUGGUUGUUUGGACGUAGCGGCGUACAAGCUGGGAUUCCACAGCACAAAUUUUCUCCAUCGUUCCACCACUGAUGAGUGUCCAAGUCUUCCGAAUGUUCCUGCAAAACGCAGCUCCACAUUUUGCCAUCAUAUUCCAGAAAUGUCCCUCAACUCAACAUUCCAUAUUGAGUUUUGCACACCGACUGUCUUGCGUCAAAGCACCAACUUUUAAAUUUCACUCUGACUCUUUAUUCAGCAAGACACUUCUUUAUAAAUUCAGACGUUAAUAAUUCUGAUACGAUACCGAUAUCACAGCUCUGAGUAUUGGCUGAUACCAAUACCGAUACUGACCCGACACGAUAUCACCACGAAUCGUAAAUACUUUUAUUACUUAAUUUGUCAUGUGGGAUGUUAUAAAAAGCUUUACCACAAACAGAAAAACAAGCAAAAAUCAAUUUCUCAAACAGAAAACGAUGGUCAACAAUAAUAUGUAUGAGAAGAACUGAUCCUAUAACCAAAGCGUUUGGGAUACAAAGUGCUGCUGGAGAGGAGUGCAUCUGUCAGAGAUUUUAGAUGCAGCUUGAUAUAAUCCAAUACUCAUUUUUUGCCUGAUAUCAGACCGAUUUCCAAUAUGAAUAUUGGCUUGGUACACCCCUAAUAGUCAAAUCUUUUUCUUUGGAUGCCCAGUACUUGGUAAUGACAGCUUUUUAUGGCUUAGUGUUCCUGGUUACUGUGUGUCUGGAUAUAAAUCUAUGUCCUCUGGUUUCUUCUGUUGUUUGGUUUUGUUACAUUUUCACAUUUCAUGAAACAAAAUUUAAUGUCAGACAGAUAACCUGAGCAAGUACAAGAUGACGUUUUCAAAUAAUUUCAGUAGAAACCAACCUGGCAACUUGUGAUGCGUUUACAGAAGAUGAAUUUUGCAGAAUGUUUAACUUAGCCAAACAGGAGGAUUUAACAAAUCAUCACCUGAAAACUUUUUUUUUUUUGGCUUUUACUCAGAUUAUCUUUGUCUUAUACAACAAACUAUUUAAUCAACAAACGCAAAGGAAAAAUCGGGAGCAGUUGCUUUUUUCUCCUCCGUUAUGUCUUCCAACGGUUCUGGUUGGUCCCGUUUCAGUCAAGUUGUUUGGGUUCAUGGACAUUUCUGAUCAUUCUGAACUUUUUGAAUGUUCUGCUCAAAAUGAAACCGGGUCACACAUGCAAAUCUUCAGACUCUCAGCGUCACAUUUCUCUUUCUCCUUGUGCCAAGGUUUUUGUUGUUUUUUUUUCUCUCUCGUUUGAUUGAACUUCGUGAACUCCAUGUGCCAAUACCUCGUUUUAGCACACAGAUGUAAUGUCCUGUUUUCUUUCAGCAAUUAUGAAGCCAUAACACUUGAGUGAACACUUUGUAUUUAUAAAAAUCAGCCAAGAUGA